Molecule: messenger RNA, 434 nt
Organism: Pomacea canaliculata
Lineage: Eukaryota; Metazoa; Mollusca; Gastropoda; Architaenioglossa; Ampullariidae
Product: protein boule-like
Exons: 4
Coding region: 126-419 (97 amino acids)
Molecular function (GO): RNA binding
Source: RefSeq, a predicted model, not a curated record
GGUCUUCGUACCGUCAGAAAGAUGUAUGCUCGCAACGAAUGCGCGGUAGAACUGCAAAGCAAACUCGAUGCGAAAUAGAAAGUUUGGACUAACAUUGCACUCAUUUUCGUCUUACCGUUAUAAAAAUGUCAUCCACAGAUGUCUCCCCAUCGGCUACACCAAGUACAACACCACUGGUUGGAACUCAUGCACCAAAGUUUGGAACGGUCAUUCCCAGCAGAAUUUUUGUCGGUGGAAUCGCCGCAAAUACUGUUGAAGCUGAACUUAAACAGUUUUUCUCUGCAUUUGGUGCUGUCAAAGAUGCAAAGAUUAUUGCUGACAGAGCUGGAGUUUCAAAAGGGUAUGGAUUUGUCACGUUUGAAAAUCAAGAAGAUGCAGAUCGAAUUAUCAAGAAAGAGGUAUGUUUUGCCAUCUGUUAAUGUAAUUUAUAAUGC